AUGGCCAGCUCCGCGCAGCCCCCGGCGGCCGCGGGGGGCGGCGGCCCCGACGGCGAGUCGCUGGCCGGGAGCGGCGAGGCCUUCGGGGACCGCUCCCUCAGCCAGGGCCUGAGCGUGCUGGUGGGGCUGGGGCUCUGCGUGACCAUGCUGGGGCUGGGCUGCGCCGUGGAGCUGGGGCAGCUGGGGCAGCAGCUGCGGCGGCCCGUAGGGCUGUUGCUGGCGCUGCUGGGGCAAUUCGUGGCUAUGCCGCUGCUGGCCUUCCUCCUCGCCCUCAUCUUCGCCCUGGACGAGGUGGCGGCCGUGGCCGUGCUGCUGUGCGGCUGCUGCCCCGGGGGCAACCUCUCCAACCUCAUGUCGGUGCUCGUCGACGGGGAUAUGAAUCUCAGCAUUAUCAUGACGGCCUCCUCCACGCUGCUGGCCCUUUUCCUGAUGCCCCUCUGCCUCUGGAUCUACAGCCGCCACUGGAUCAACACGGCCGUAGUGCAGCUGUUGCCCCUGGGGGCGGUGAGCCUGACGCUGGGCAGCACCCUACUGCCCAUCGGCCUGGGGGUGCUCAUCCGGUACCGGCACCCCCGCGCCGCCGACCUCCUGGUCAAGAUUUCCCUGUGGUCUCUCUUGGUGACUCUAGUGAUUCUGUUCAUCCUGACUGGGACCAUGCUGGGCCCAGAUCUGUUGGCACACAUUCCUGCAUCUGUCUACGCCAUUGCAGUGCUGAUGCCUCUAGCAGGGUACGCCUUGGGAUAUGGCUUAGCCACGGUCUUUAGAAUGCCCCCACACUGCAGGAGAACAGUGUCUUUGGAAACAGGAUGCCAAAACGUCCAGCUCUGCACCGCCAUCCUAAAACUCACCUUCCCCCCGGAGCUCAUAGGGGGCAUGUACAUGUUUCCCUUGCUUUAUGCGCUUUUUCAGUCGGCAGAAGCGGGACUCUUUGUACUGGUAUACAAGAUGUAUGGAAGAGACAGCUACAAGCAAGAUACACUCGGAGAAGAGGAAGACACAGAUAUUUCCUACAAGAAACUGAAGGAAGAAGAGGUAGCUGAUACUUCAUAUGGCACAGUGACCACAGAGGAGCACAACUCCAUUCAGAUGGAGCCAACGCAGACAGCGCUUUAGGCGAGAUAAAGAGGUGACUCCCUGGGAUGUGAAUGUGUGUUGUGCUUGCAACUGGGCUGGGGCCUCACUCGCGGAGCUGCCCAGCCUCCAUUGUUUCUCCAGCUGCUCCCAUUGUACAAGGUGAUGUGUGUUUAUUACCAUGACAGUUCUACUUCUUCAAAAAGUAAAUGGGGGAGGGGGGGAAGGUAAAAAGUAUCAUUGUGAUGCAGACCAGUAACUGUAAAACUUUAUGUAAGGAGGCUGCUGCCCGGCUGAGUGCAGCAGGAACGGGUAGAAGGAAGGAGACAGCGUUUUACAAAGGCAAAGCCGACUCGGUGCCAGUAUGGAUGAAGGGAAAAACCACCUCGCGCGUGUAUCUCUGUGCCUCCCACCUGCUGUAAAAGCAUUGUGCUCGUUGUUCUCACCACAAAUACAUGGCG
Molecule: messenger RNA, 1532 nt
Organism: Lepidothrix coronata (blue-crowned manakin)
Lineage: Eukaryota; Metazoa; Chordata; Aves; Passeriformes; Pipridae
Gene: SLC10A4
Product: solute carrier family 10 member 4
Exons: 3
Coding region: 1-1113 (370 amino acids)
Biological process (GO): bile acid and bile salt transport
Cellular component (GO): membrane
Molecular function (GO): bile acid:sodium symporter activity
Source: RefSeq, a predicted model, not a curated record